Messenger RNA from Ipomoea triloba (trilobed morning glory), 1304 nucleotides. RefSeq names its product cylicin-2-like. Lineage: Eukaryota; Viridiplantae; Streptophyta; Magnoliopsida; Solanales; Convolvulaceae. The transcript has 2 exons. The record is from RefSeq and is a predicted model, not a curated record. Bases 83 to 1159 code for a protein of 358 amino acids.
AUGUGCACAAACAUUUUAUGAGAGAAUUAAGAAUUAUAUAUAAAGCUAAGAGCUAAACUGAGGUCUUUUGAUAGAUCCAAUAAUGUCUGGUAUAGGCGGAUCACGAAGAGGGGCUAGUAAGAAUAGACCCAGCAACGUCAUAUAUGAAGAGAUCGUGCCUGAUUUCGAGUGGAUUGAGGAUCCAACUAAUCAUUGGCUUGGUCUUGAAGUUCCAGGGUUCAGAAGGGAGGAGGUGAAACUUGAAGUUAACACUUAUGGGCUCAUAAAGAUUGGUGGAGAAAGGAAGAUGAGUGAGAUAAAGUAUAUAUGGUUUGAGCAAACUUUCCAGGCCCCACAAAAUUCAAAACCUGAGGAUUGCAGAGUGGGGCUGGAAGAAGGGAUUUUCUAUGUUCAGAUACCCAAGAAGGCAACACACAGAGUUCAUGCUUCUAAAGAAGAUGCAGAUCAUCAAAAGGGCAAAAAGGUAAAUGACACAACUGAAAAAAUUCCACCUAAUUCUACCCCUACUAAACCACCCAGAGAUGAUGCUGGUUCAGAUCUUGAGAAGGGCAAAAAGGUAAAUGACAGUGGUGGGGGUACAACUCAAAAUAUUCCAGCUAAUUCUAGCCCUAAUAAACCACCCAGAGAUGAUGCUGGUUCAGAUGUUGAGAAGGGCAAAAAGGUAAAUGACAGUGGUGGGGGUACAACUGAAAAUAUUCCAGCUUCUACCCCUACUAAACCACCCAAAGAUGAUGAAGGUUCAGAUCUUGAGAAGGGCAAAAAGGUGAAUGACAGUGGUGAAUUUCCUAAUGAGAAUGAGGGCACAAUUGAAAAUAUCCCAGCUGCUGCUACUACUCCACUUGAGACACCCAAAGAAGAAGAAGAUUCAAUUCAAGAAAAGGGCAAAAAGGGGAAUGGCAAUGGUGAUAUUAUCCCUAAUGACAGCAAGGGUACAAGUAAAGAAAAAGAAUAUGAUGAUGCAAAAGGAGAAGAAAAGUCUAAUUUUUUGGCAAAAGUUGGAAAGAGGGUGAAACAGAACCUGGGAAUUUUGAUAACAGUUAUCCUCAUUUUCUCUGCAGGUGUUUUAGUGUCUCAAGAUAAACGCAAAAAAGCCAAUAGUAAUGACCAAAUAUUAUUGGCUAAACUCGAUUCACAAAAUCAUAACCAUGAUGAUGAAUAGUAGAAAAUUAGCACAAUCCCUCUUCGCAUAACAAUGUUGGACACGAAUCAAUUUUACUUAUGCUUGUUUAAGUGGGUGAAAUCACAAAAUAUCUCAUUUCUCCAAUAUUUACUUCUUCACCGUCUUUAACCCCUAAGUUACGCCC